AACUAAGGAAGAAGAAGAAGAAGAGCCAAUCGAGCGUCGCGUUGUUGACGACCCGGGAGAAACAAAACUAGCUAAAGGAAAAGGAAAAGCGGCAGAAGAAUGAUUCAUACGAGUUAUGUCUCUUUGUGGAAAAGAGGAUAAAGGAGUGUUAAUAGAGCUUCGACUUUUUAAACAAUCAAUUCGGCUUCUUUAAAUUUGGCGUUGUCACAACAGAGAAACUCCUUCGUACCUUUUUGGGAAUAAAGCGGGGAUUGGUAUCAACGGGCUCUUCUUUCUUUUACAUCUAUUUAAAAUGUUGUCUACUGGAGAUGUUCAAGGUUAUCUCCGUAAACUGGAAGCUCUCCUGCGAGUGAUCAAGUACCCGGGAUACGUCGACUACAAUGGGCUGUCCAAAGGAGAUCCAUCAGCUUUUCUGCCAAUACUGAGUUUCACCCUCACCUCCUUCUCUCCACCUUUUGCUGAGCAACUGAUGGCAGCUGGUUUAGAGCUGACGGGUAAAACUGACCUCCGCUUUACGGAGGCCGUUUAUAAGCUUUGUGUGUUUCCUGUCUCCGUUUUGUCUGUCAAGGUGUUACGAGAUAUCUUCCAGUAUAAGCCCUUGCUGACCAAGCAGCAGUUCCUGCAGUGGGGCUUCUCUCAAAGGAAAAUCUCUGUCAUCUGUGACAUUAUUAAUUUGGUCCUGCAGAAACACAGCCAGCUGAAGAAGGUAUCCAGGAAGUCAUUUGUCAUACAUCACAUGGAAAAUCCUAUGACAUCUCCCACAAACUCCUCCCAUACUGAACCAUUGUCCUUGUAUAAUGGAACAUGUGCCUCUGGUGACGUACACUCCCCUGAUUCUUCCAGCAGUGACGCUGCAGAGCUGCCAGGAAAAGAGGAUAAGGACAACAGCCUCCAUAAUGUGGGAGAAGUCGUCACCGUAUCCAGAGAAAGCUGGGAAAAGCUGAUAAGCAGAGUCCUGCUGUUGGAAACAAAAUUUGAACAGAGAAAUACAGAGGUGCACAAUACACAGCCGUGCCAGUCGCCUACCUCAUCGCAUGCUUCCAGUUACACAAUUGAUCCUUCAAAGGAAGAGUGUAAACGGGCUACUGACGGGAUACAAAGGGUUGCCAACUUUGGCAAAACCAAGAAAAGAGAGGACUACCUUGAGUGGCCAGAGUACUUCAUGGCUGUGGCUUUUCUGUCAGCACAAAGAAGCAAAGACCCGAGCUCCCAGGUGGGAGCAUGUAUAGUGAACCAGGAGAAUAAGAUAGUGGGCAUCGGUUACAACGGUAUGCCUAAUGGCUGUAAUGAUGACCUGCUGCCAUGGUCUCGCUCUGCUGAUGACCGGCUUGACACUAAAUACCCUUAUGUGUGCCACGCAGAGCUGAAUGCUAUUAUGAAUAAGAACAGUGCUGAUGUGAAAGACUGCACCAUGUAUGUGGCGUUGUUCCCCUGUAAUGAGUGUGCCAAGCUCAUUAUUCAGGCAGGUCUGAAGGAGGUGGUGUAUCUUUCUGAUAAGUACCAUGACACACCUGAAAUGACUGCUUCCAGAAGGCUGCUCAGUAUGGCAAAGAUCGAGUGCAGGCAGUUCAAGCCCAAGAGGACUGAGAUUGUCAUUGAUUUUAGCUCCAUUAACUGCUCUGGAAUGCUGAACUGUGCAACCAAGUGAAAAUGCAAAUGCCUCACCUUGAGGAGCUGUUGAAUGAGGCAGUGAGUCAAAGGGACUUUGAUGCCUCUUUUUGUGCUUGUCUUCUCGCCUCCUGCUUUGUCCAAAGGAAAACUCAAGGAUAACCUGACUUUGGCAUCUUAGAUAUUUUGAUUUGCUGCUUUAACGUUUUUCUUUUAAAACUUCCUCUGGGUCAAGGAAUUCAUAAGGCUUAUGAACAAACUGUUGUGAGUAAAUCAGAAAUCUGUUUCUGUCAAGCUUGCAGGCUCGUUCUCCUCCAUGAAGAUCACUUAACCUUUGUUCACAUUCACAGCUGAGACUGGGAGAUGCUGUCAUUACUGCUGGCACUCGGAGCUUCAGCAUUCAGUAUUUUAUCACUACUUCCCUCCUCUCGGCUGAUGCCACCUCUACAAUACUGGGCUUUAAUAUUGUUAAUACGAGUUAGCUUCAUGCAGCUGAGCCUCAUCACUCAUUAGAGCCAAAUGCUCGUUUUAAUUAAGCAAACAAGCUGUGAAAGGCUGAUUGUGUACUUUUGUGAAUAUGAUUACUGCAGAUCCAGGUGACGUAGGUGCAGCGACUAAAGAUCUUGGAUGAGGUCGAAUCCUGGUGACCUCAACAUCUGACUUCAAAGUUGGUGUCAGAGGUCAAGUUUUAAGUCUUGGUGAUAAGUCAGGACGAUUUCCCGUGUAUUUAGUGCAGCUGCAUCUACUACAGGAUGAGGUGUGACGCUGGAAGCUGCCAAUAUUAUUUGCAAUUAAGUUCAUCAAACCUGUUUACCAAAAGUAAUGUCUGUAAAUUUGACCCCAUCCCUGACGUUUUACUUCUACUCUUUAAUGCCUCCUCUGUAGUGAAGAAUGUCUUUACUGCAGCUGGAGUCAAGUGUCAGAAACAGGAGCGCACCGUUGUUAUUUUGGACCUUUGUAACAGAAUGUUUGAUUGUACCACAGUAAAUCUUUCAUUCAUUAAACACACGUGAAAACGAAUCAUUUGUUUAUUUUGUGUCCGUGCACCACUGAGGCCCACACAGGUAGGAAACACUGCUCACAGCCUCGUCCACUGUCACUGCAGCUGAAAAACCUGGGACACAUUAAUACUGCCCAUGUUACACAUUAUAUUAUUUAUGUUAUUGUUAUUCUUACUUAGUGGGGGGGGGUUCUUACCACUGUUUUUUCCUGCUAUGGUGAUGGUAACCAUCAGAGAUGGGCGGUAAAGCUCCCAGGCCUCUGGUAGAGGCUCGAAGGAUAAUGUAAGAAAACAGAUGAAAGGAGAGAUGCAAGGAUUCAGUUAAAAUAAUGGCUAUUUUGAUUUUUCCAUAUUUACUUGAUUUCCCUUUUUUACAUGUAUUACUCAGUUGUUCCAUUGCUUUAAGAAAUUGCACAAAUCUGCACACAUUUAACUGCACCGUGGUGGGCCUCCUGAACCAAAAUUGCCAGGCUGAAGGGUUUUUUGUUUUUAAAUCUCUGUGAAGUCUUGCCUCAUGGGGUGUGAAUAACCAUGAAUAAUCAGAAGGCAGAGCAUUAAAAUCUUGCAGCACUUGCAAGGUCCCCUUGCUCACAAAGGCAUUUGUUGAGACCCAUUUCAAGUUUGCCAGUGAAUAUCUACAUGGUUUAAGAAGACUUGGCAGAAAGUGCUGAGGUCUGAUCAAACAAACUGCAGCUCUUUGACCUGCCAUGUUUGGAAUGUGAGAAAUGCUGCAUAUGAUCCAAAGAGCACAAUCCCCACAGCUGUGCAUGGUUGUGGAAACGUUAUCCUUUGUGGUUGUUUUUCCUGCUAAGGGUACAGGAUGACUUCACCGCACUGAGAAGCCAAUGGACACAACCAUGUAGUGAAAGUCUCGUGUUCCCUAACACUGAACAUGGGUCGUGGAUGGGUCUUCCAGAAUUAGAAUGAACCCAAACACACUGUGACGGCAACAAAAACGUGGAUAAAGAGCACAUUUUUUAUUUAUUUUUUUAGAAAGAGGGGCAAUACAUAUUAAUGAACAAGUUAACAAAUGUAAAUAUGCCAGAUUAUAGCCUUGGGCUAAUUUCCAUCUGCAGACCCUCUGGCAGGUUGGUGUUACACACAAGUUAGUAAAAACAUACAGAGACACUAUUUACAGGUCAUGUGACAAGGAC
Molecule: messenger RNA, 3762 nt
Organism: Haplochromis burtoni (Burton's mouthbrooder)
Lineage: Eukaryota; Metazoa; Chordata; Actinopteri; Cichliformes; Cichlidae
Product: deoxycytidylate deaminase
Exons: 12
Coding region: 293-1648 (451 amino acids)
Biological process (GO): dUMP biosynthetic process; dTMP biosynthetic process
Cellular component (GO): cytoplasm
Molecular function (GO): zinc ion binding; dCMP deaminase activity
Source: RefSeq, a predicted model, not a curated record